Molecule: messenger RNA, 270 nt
Organism: Zychaea mexicana
Lineage: Eukaryota; Fungi; Mucoromycota; Mucoromycetes; Mucorales; Lichtheimiaceae
Exons: 2
Source: RefSeq, a predicted model, not a curated record
AUUGAAAUUGGAUGUGGUGAGGUGAAGAAAGACGAUGCUGACUACUAUCACAAAGAAGAAGCAAAAAUUCGUGUCCUGGAGAUUAUGAAAUGGCAAUUACAUUUACGAUUAAAAUUAGCCAAGAAAGAAUACCAAGGUGUCACGUUUGGCUUUUUGGCUUUGGAGCAUGGGGCGUAUAUUUUUGAAGAAUACCUAUGUUUUACAUUACCUACAACGUACAACACACACACUCACUUACAAACAUCCAUAGAACUCAUGUUAUCCUUCAAA